GGAAAUGAUUACUUUGUUCUUUUCAAAUUUAAAAAAGAAAAUGUACAAUUACAAUCAUGCAGAAAGUGUAUGAUUGUGUUUCGAAACAGAAGAAAGACUUCAUUGUACUAUGGAGCCUAAAGUCACACCAGGUUUGACGUUCUUUGACCGGAAAUGAAGAAAGACAAGACGUUGACUUUCCAUGCAUGUCGAGACAACUUCACUGCCUAUCUGGUCUGUCUGUAUGUCACGUUAGUGAAAGGUCAAGAUGAUGUAGCUGACUUCAGAGUCGGUGACCUGUAUAUGGUCAGUCGUAAUUGCUCGAAGUCCACCUUGCCCUUGGGUACCAUCCACCGGUUCAAGACCUGCAUCGUUACCUCCAAUUACACCCACCUCAGCUUAUCUAUCAAUAAUGAUAAUGUAUACCCGAGUCUGGCGCCCUGCGUCUCAAGGGAAUGGCAACUGACCUCUACUAUCACCACCUUUAACGUUACCCUGAGCAACGCCACCAGCGUCUACCCGGACUCUAAGACUGUCCUUACAUGUUUAGUUCACGCCCCUGAAGAGCCGAUUGAGAUCCCCUUUGACUCACAUCUUGAUUGGUUUCUCCCUGUGGUUAUUACAGCCAUGAUCGUCUCGUUCCCAGUUGUGACGUGCAUCUCUUUAAUCAUCCAUGACAGGAUAACUAACGCUCAAGGAGCCCAUGAAGAGAGACCAUCUUCAUCUCACUCAAGCAGCGAAAGUGCAAAGUCCCCGAGUUCAUAUUAAAGAUAGCAAAGGAAACUGACAUCCCGAUGAAGAUCUAAUCGAUCAUCUGAACAGCAAGGGAGACGACAGACUACCCACAAGCAACCAGGCUGUUCAAAGGAAAGAACAAUUCCUUUUUAAAUGACAGUGACACACGGGCGUCUGCCGAACUUGGUGGACAGGAGAACGAAACACCAAAAGACACACCUGGCUGUAGGCACGUGACCCUCUGAUUAUGUCAUUAAAAGUACUAGAUAACAAAUUCUA
Molecule: messenger RNA, 993 nt
Organism: Biomphalaria glabrata
Lineage: Eukaryota; Metazoa; Mollusca; Gastropoda; Planorbidae
Exons: 8
Coding region: 154-747 (197 amino acids)
Source: RefSeq, a predicted model, not a curated record